GUUGAAAGCGCUAAGACAUUGCAAGCGGAAGAAGUCGGCCAGCAGCCCAAGUGAAGGUGAAUGCCGAGCAGUCAGCCCAGCCAACAGCCCAACAAGAAGUGUUGCAAAGUAGAAAAUCUGUUAAUUAAGUUUUUGGCAGUGGAGUGAAACAAAAGCCGCGCAUAAAACACAAAAGAAAACAACAAAAGAAAACAUAAAUAAAUAAAAAUGAAAGCUGGCCGCGCCUUUGGCUGCCUCUUCUGGGCUUUGCUCUACUGUGUGCUCUACCUGGAUCUAGUCGGUGGCAGCAGCAGCAGCGAUGAGGAGCUCCUCGACUUUGACUUUGCGGAUGCCAAGGACCAAGCUGCGGCGGAUGACUGGCAGCUGGAGGACUUGGAAGAGCAGCAGCAGGCGGAUCACAAAUUGGAAUCGAACAUGCUCGACUUUAGCGUGGAUCUGGAUGAGCCGGAGCCGGAGCGGCAGGCGCCGCAGUUUGAUUGGCGCGAGAAGGUGCUGAGGAAUGCCCUGGCCAAGGCCCUAACCGAUGAGGGUUUGCGGCAGAAAUUCAUCGAGGUGAUGCCUAUUCUGCGUGUGUUAUCCUCACAGCAGCGUUUGGCUUUGUCCGCUUUGAUCUCUGCGCAAAUGAAUGCCAAGCAGGGACACGAUCUGAGACUAGAACAGGUCCGCAUGAUGUUUGGCAAUGACAAGAAGCUCAUCCUACCCAUUGUCUACGAUCUGGCCAAUCUGGUGAAGAGUUCUACACGCAAAUAUCUCAAUCUGGAGUCCGAUUUGGCUGCCGCUUCGGCUUCGGUUACGGCUCUGCUUCAAGCGCCUUCGCUGCAGCGCAGACAGGAUCAGCUGACGGUGGUGGAAUCCGAGCAGGAUGAUCGUGUGGGCACCAUUGAUGUCAGCGGCAAACCAGAGGGAGCCAAUGCCAGUGUCCAGCCAGAGGUUGCCGCCUCUCUGGAAGAUUUCUUUGAGGAAAUGCAAUCCGAUGUGCUCGAUCCACAGAUGAUCAAUGAGGCGCUACAAUCCGCAGAGAGUACGCAAAGAAAUUCUUCGAGCAAGGACUCGAAACGCGUGCGACGUUCUGCCAAUGAAUUUGUCCACAAGUUGACCCGCUCCGUGCCCCUUUCGGUGACAGAGCAACAGCUCCUAGGCGGCAUAGCUGGCCGCACUGUGCGCCUCAACACAACGUCAUUUCAACAGUCCCCCAGCAGCUCCAAUCAAUCCUAUGUGGAGAUUGAGGAUCUCGCAUUUGCCGGUCUCAAUGGCACCGAAGUGCUGCCGCUGAGCGCCGAUGAGCGCUUGGAUUUGCAGCGCAACAGCGGCGAGGAGUCGUUGCCGGAGGAGCCACUGCCCAGCCCAGAAGAACUGAUUGCCGGUCCACGCUAUCGCCUGGGCAAACGCCCUUCGCCUGGGCAAAAGUCACAGCCCGUGAAGCGCAAGCGACUGCAGACAGGCAGCCUGAGGGGCAGACCCAAGACCUCGGCCAGCAGCCACAAGCCGCAGGUGGUGCCGCCGCUGGUGGUGGCGCAACGCAAAUGCGAGCGAUUCACCAGCAACAUGUGCAUCCGCACCGAUGACUAUCCGCUCGAACAGAUUAUGGGCAGCAUUCGACGCCACAAAAAUGCCAUGUCCGCGCUGCUGGCCGAGUUCUAUGACAAACCCAACAACAAUCUGGAGUUUGGCGAUGAUUUUGAUGAUUUUAGUUUGAACAAAAAGCGUCGCGAGGACGAAGGCAGCAGCGCUGGCGGUAUGUGCCUCAGCGUCGUGCGCUAUGCUCGCCCCCAGAAAGCCAAAUCUGCGUCCGGGGAGUGGAAAUACAUCGUCAACACGGGGCAGCACACACAAACACUCAGGCUGGAGAAGUGCAGCAAUCCCGGCGAGAGCUGCUCGUACCUUGCGCAGACUUAUCGCUCGCACUGUUCGCAGGUGUACAACUAUCACCGCUUGCUCAGCUGGGACAAGGUGCGUGGCCUGCAUGUGGACAUCUUCAAGGUGCCCACGUGCUGCUCCUGCCAGGUGGAUGGCUAUCGGCAGCAGUUUCCGCCGCUGUCCUCCAUUCAGGCCAAGGACUACUCGCCGCUGGCCAACUACAAGCCGGUGAGUGUCGCCCCGAAUGGCGGCUACAGCACCAUCAAUGAGGAGGAUCUGGACUAUGCCGAUGAGAGCGAUGAGGAUGAGCUGGCUCUGGGCCUGAGCUAUCCCACCUUCAAUGGCCGCGACACCAACGAGCUCUAUGCCGGCGGCAGCAAGAAGCUGCGCGGCGCCUCAACCAGUGUUGGGCCGUACCUGAGUCCGCCCGAUGAUGAUGUCGAGGAGGAGCAGCAGCAGCAGCGGUUCAGUGGCUACAAGGGUCACGGACACAGUCACAAGAGUCCGGGUGCGAGUUCAAAGAAAUAUUACAGCCAGGUGAGCAGCCGCCGACGGCCGCAUCAGCAGCAACAACAGAAUGAGGCACGAGUGGACUUGGAUUUGGCGCCAAGUGAAAUGCAUACGGACCAAGAGGUAAACGUAAACCUGCUCAGUGCUGCUGGGGAGAAGCCCAUCCAGCGUCAGCCCAUCAAUCGCAAGCGUAUUUAUACCUCCACCCACCCCAACACAGCCGCCGCAGCCGCCGCAGCAUCAUCCUCAACAUCGUCCGCUGGAGGAGUCCGGCUACGCGUACCACAGACCACAAGCCUACCAGCCCGUACAGGAACCGCUGCUGCCAUCAGCUCCCAUACCAGUGGCCAUGCCACCCAUGCCCAUCAAGCAGCUGCCGCAGCAGCAGCCGCAGCAUUCCCUUCUGCAUCCUCAACAGCUGCGACAUCUCAGCCUGCCUUCGUCCAGCGCAAUCAGCAGCACUUCAACGGCGGUGGCAAAUCGCGACCCCGCUUCUAUGCCCCACCAGCGACAACGCCCGUGGCAGUCGCACCAAACCCAAUCUCCGUGGCAGCCAGCCCAGCGUCGCCUCUACCGACAGAGCGCACCACAAAGCAGCAGCAGCAACACCAACAGCAACAGCAGGGCCAGCAGCAGCAGCAUAAGUCGACGGCAUUUCCACAGCCGCCGACCGGCGUCUACCAUGUGAACUCGAAUUCCAUUUACACCAGCAGCAGCAGCAGCAGCAGCGCCGAUGGGCCCAGUAAUGGCACCAAACGCAUCAACUACAACUAUCAUCCCAUCAUCGACUUCUUCGAGAAGAGCAGCAGCAGGAGGGCAGAGCCGGCAACUGCAGCACCCGGCGGCUUAACAGACUACGACAUGGAGGAGUCGCAGCUCAUGGAGCAGCGCGUCUAUCCACAGAGGCCAGCGGGCGCAGGCAUGGCCACUGGUGUCUUUCAGCAUCCCAUUCCCAUACAACCCACAAUCUCCCACGAGCGGCGCAUGGGCUUUGGUGGUGCUGGUGCUGGUAGCGUGGGUGGUGCUGGUGGUGUGGCUGGCUUUGCCAAUGACAAUGCCUGGCAGCCAAUGGUUGUGGCAUCCUAAACACAAGUCGCAUGAUUCUGCCUCUGCUUCCAGCUCGAUUUUCCCCCCUGCUACCCCUCCUCUAACGUAUUAAACAGCGCCCAAAACGCUGACCUUUCGUCUGUAGUCUCUGCCGCUCACUUGCCUGCCCGUCAACCCGCUCCUAGACUCCAAUGGGAGCGCAUAAUCAAGUAGUUGUCUAGUUAUCAAUUCCGCUAAUCUCUCCCCAGACGCCCCUUGCCCC
Drosophila subobscura is the source of this 3676-nucleotide messenger RNA. It is a transcript of the gene NT1, whose product is annotated as neurotrophin 1. Gene Ontology annotation, cellular component: extracellular region. Bases 208 to 3453 code for a protein of 1081 amino acids. Gene Ontology annotation, biological process: innate immune response; central nervous system formation; regulation of Toll signaling pathway. The transcript has 6 exons. Gene Ontology annotation, molecular function: Toll binding; growth factor activity. NCBI's taxonomy places the organism in Eukaryota, Metazoa, Arthropoda, Insecta, Diptera, Drosophilidae. The record is from RefSeq and is a predicted model, not a curated record.